AAACGUUAUUGGUCUAUUUUUAAAUUUUCAUUUUUGCUGAGAAUUUUUUUGCGCAUGUCUCAGGUAGCCUAUUCAAUGAACAGUUGAAUACGAAAUCGAUUAAAAUAAUUUGAAUUUUAUUUCAAUGAAAAUGUUGAAGAAAAUUAUUUUAGUUUCAAUGUUAUUGCAUACAAGCACACAAAAUGUUUUACCGAGCGGUAAUUUUGAAAAUUGUAGAGAAAGAAAUCGUUUAAUAACUAGUGAAAAAGGUGACCUCUAUGCUUUAGUUGAUGCAACUGUUGGAGAAAAAGUAAUCAUGCAAUGCCAUUAUUGUAAAGAAAUGGAUGAUACAAGACCGAAAGUUUGGUAUAAUAUGAAUGUUUUGGGAGUAUCUGAGCCUAAAGAAGUAGUAGUGACUAUGCAAAAUGAUAUCUCUAACAAUAGAAUACAAUUAACCUCUGAUCAUAGUCUGAUUAUUUUUAAUUUCACAAACAAUGAUACAGGAGUAUAUUAUUGUAUUGGAGUAGAAGAAAUAGAUAUCAUGGAAAAAAUCAAUUACCUAGUUGAUCUUGUGGAACAAUUCAAUGUUUCUAACGUUGAAUCGGGGAAUCUCACCGACUGGCUGAAAUAUCAUGAAGAUAACAUGUAUCCUAUCAAUUACUUGUUCAAAGACUCUCUCAGCCCAGAAUACGCUUAUCUCCGAGAAAAAUUAAAAAUAUCUUUAGAACUUAAAACUGACUGGGAUUUGUGGGGCCCUUGCGAAGUAUGUGGAAGAUCUAAGGGAAUAAAGAGUCGAAGAGGUCGAUGCCGUAUCAAAAUCGAGCAAAUUCAGAUAAGCGAAGAUUACAAACUGUUUACACAAGACGAGAAUUAUUUAGUUAAGGCUUUCGAAAUUUCUUGCAGAUCUAUGGUUAUAAAAAGGCUAGUACCUACAAUUUUCAAUUCCACUGUAAUCAUACCCGAUUUCAUUGAAAAUCAGGAGUGUGAGGGCAUUUGUAAUCCUGAUGCUUUAGGAGAGAAUGCUGGCUGGAAAACUGGAAAAACAAAAAAUUUCAAAUACAGAAAAACUGUUGUUAUGUCAGAGGGAGAUCACCUGAUAUUAAUAUGCCCUGAAUCUACACUGGAUAAUGAGAUCAUAUGGAAGAAAAAUGGUAAGUUAUUAAAAAAAGGAAUGUCUGUCAAACCGGAAAAGCCAAAUGAAGAACCUAGAAUCUUAGUGGAUACUUUCAGUACUUUGUAUUUGGUAGAAGUAAAACAUACAGAAGAAGGAAAUUACACUUGCCUUGUAGAUGGAAUACAAAUGCAGCAAGUUAUUGUAUUCGUCGUUUCGAAAUCUAAAAUUUUGACGAAAUUGUUUCUCAGGCAUUUGGCCUAUUUAGGAUUUGUGCUGUCUCUAACUUUAACUUGUUAUGUGGGUGGUCUUGUUGUAACUUGUAAAAGGCGGCAUGUCUUCAAAACAUAUAAGAUGUUGAAAGAGGAGGCAAGAAAGUUGGGUAAAGAAGAAGAUAGCGAGGAAGAAGAUUAAUAGUGAUUAUAUUUGCAAAUAAAUUGUUAUUGUUCGAAGAAUA
Messenger RNA from Harmonia axyridis, 1547 nucleotides. RefSeq lists its product as uncharacterized. Lineage: Eukaryota; Metazoa; Arthropoda; Insecta; Coleoptera; Coccinellidae. The record is from RefSeq and is a predicted model, not a curated record. The transcript has 6 exons. Bases 125 to 1504 code for a protein of 459 amino acids.